Molecule: messenger RNA, 2114 nt
Organism: Megalobrama amblycephala (Wuchang bream)
Lineage: Eukaryota; Metazoa; Chordata; Actinopteri; Cypriniformes; Xenocyprididae
Gene: tes
Product: testis derived transcript (3 LIM domains)
Exons: 7
Coding region: 158-1837 (559 amino acids)
Molecular function (GO): zinc ion binding
Source: RefSeq, a predicted model, not a curated record
CGCACAUUGGCAACGAGCGGAAGUCUUUCAGCGUGAGUAAGUGUGAGGGGGACAGAGGUGGGAGACUGUCCCGUUCAACAAAAGUGAUCCUUCAGGGAAAGUUGCCGGUGGGAGUACAUUCAGCGCUGGUUAUCAACUCUAAACAAGCUCGACAAGAAUGGAGAUCGAGAAAGAAGUUAAAAAGAUAACCCUGGGCCAUGAGAUUGGAGCCGGAGCUGCCUGUCUGAAAUGCAAGGACAAGUGUGAAGGCUUUGAGCUUCACUUCUGGCGAAAGAUUUGCCGAAACUGCAAGUGCGGCGUUGAGGACCAUGACGUGCAGCUCGAGUCUGAGGAGAAUAAGAAGGUGGGGAAGCUUUUUGAGGACACCAAGUACACUGGCCUUAUAGCCAAGUUGAAGAGAGAUGGCCUCCCGUCUUAUAGAGGCAACCAAGUUACCUUCAGCAUCCCGGCCGCCGCCAUCAGCACUGCUACUCCUGUUUCUCCUUCCACCUUUGUCCCCGGCUCCAGCCAGACCUCCUCCCCCAGCACUCAGUCUGCUCGUGCCCCACCUGUUGGUGCCACUGCGGCCCCAGGGGCAGCAAUUCACUCCCCUGCUGCACCAGGGGUGGCAAUUCACUCCCCAGCCGCCCCUGGGGCGGCAAUUCACUCCCCUGCUGCCCCAGCAUCAGGCCGUAUUGCUGCAUCAGGGACAGGCCAUACUGGUACCAUCCCAUCUAAAGGCCCUGGUGCUGCCACAACUGUUGUCCCAACCCUCACUGCAGUGCCUGCCAAGACAGAUGUGGUUAAGUCCGUUACUUAUGAAUGGGCUCCACCUGGGAUCAACCAAUGCAUGGCCCUGCGCUACAUGGAACUUCUGCCUCCGGAGCAGCGGCCCAUCGCUGGUUCGGCGGGAGCAGAUUACCGUAAGAAGCAGAUGGCCAAGCAGCUUCCUGACCACGACCAAGACCCUGAGCGCUGCCACGAACUCUCACCCAGCGAGGUUAAACUAAUGCAGCAGUAUGUCCGAAAGUACAAGGAUGAGGCGUUGGGCGUAGGCGACAUCACCGUGCCCGAAGAGAUGGGGCUCCAGGCAGGUUUGGCCGGGGAAAAGGGGCCUCAAGGUCUCGGGGCUGGAGGGAAACCAGGUGCUGGAACAACAGGGAUGCCUGGAGACAAAGGUGAUGCUAUUGCUACAAUGGGAAAAGUUGGCGCCCCAGGGGCUUCUGGGACUUCAGUCGGUGGACCUGCUGGUAACUAUCUGAACUCAUCACCGGAUCUCUGCCCACAGUCAUGUCACCGGUGCCAGCUGCCCAUGAAGAAGGGUGAGCCAGCUGUUUACGCCGAGCGGGCCGGCUACGAUAAACUCUGGCACCCUGCAUGCUUUGUGUGCUGUAACUGCAGCGAGCUCCUGGUGGACAUGAUCUAUUUUUGGAAGAAGGAUCAGCUGUACUGUGGCCGGCAUUAUGGAGAUAGCGAAAAGCCUCGGUGUGCAGGUUGCGAUGAGCUCAUCUUCAGUAAUGAGUACACUCAGGCCGAGGGCCAUAAUUGGCACCUGAAGCACUUCUGCUGUUUUGAAUGUGACUGUGUGCUGGCUGGAGAGACCUACGUCAUGGAGAACGACAAGCCUGUUUGCAAACCCUGCUACAUGAAGAACCAUGCUGUGUGUUGUGCGGCCUGUCAGAACCCCAUCGAGCCUGAAGCUCAGCGUGUGUCGUAUGGAGAGCACCAUUGGCACGCUGAGCCCCAGUGUUUCCAGUGCUCCUGCUGCUCCAAGUGCCUCAUGGGCCAGCGCUUCAUGGCCCUGCAGGGAAUGCUGCUCUGCUCCGUAGAGUGCAAGAAAAAGAUCAUGGCCUCCUGAAGGAACCCCUAAGAAUUCAACUUUUUUUUUUUAGAGCACUGCAAGCCAGUUUCAUUCAAUUACAAUUACACAUAAAUAUAUACUGCCACUAUUGUAGAAAUUAAUGACCAAUCUUAGUAUUUCUCAUUCAAAAGACAUGAAAAUGAAGCAGUACGUUUGAGCAGCUGCUGGUGACCCAACUUAAUAAGUGUUGUCAAUGUGACCGUGUCUUUAUUAUUAAUAAUUUAGUAUUAAUAAACAGAAGCAAUGAUGGCUUUUGUUCUUUGGCUACUGAAAA